GUUGUUUGAACCUGACAGUGAUCACAGAGGAGUUUCACAGAAUUGCAGGAUUUCCAAAUGUGGUUGGGUUCAUUGAUGGCACACACAUCCCCAUAAUUGCACCUUCCAUAAAUGAGGGGGACUAUGUGAACAGGAGGUCCAUCCACAGCAUUAAUGUGCAGAUCAUAUGUGAUGCUGCACGUGUCAUCACAAACGUGGAGGCAAAGUGGCCUGGCUCUGUUCAUGACUCACGCAUAUUCCGUGAAUCAACAAUAAGUAACAGACUGCAAUCUGGUGAGGUUGUGGGCUUUCUGCUUGGGGAUGGGGGUUACCCAUGCCACCCCAUACUGAUGACCCCUUACCCAGAACCCGAGGCAGGCCCUCAGCAGCUAUUCAAUCAGGCUCACAACAGGACAAGGGCCCAGGUGGAGAUGACCAUAGGCCUGCUGAAAGCCCGUUUCCAGUGCCUUCGUCAUCUCAGAGUGAGACCUGAGAGGGCCUGUGGCAUAAUUGUGGCAUGUGUUGUUCUCCAUAAUAUUGCCAUUAUUAGAGGAGAGCAACACCCUGCCAUACAAAUUCAAGAGCCAGAGGACAAUCCCAUCCAACCAGCAGACUACCAGGAUGGAAGGACUGUCAGAGACAUGAUCUGUCGCAGUGCAUUCUGGCAGUAGACCAUCACCACCACAAGCAAUAAAAGAAGGACACUCAACUCAAAUCAAAUUUAUUUGGAUCUAUUCAUUUCCUACAAACAUUCAACAUUAUA
Molecule: messenger RNA, 742 nt
Organism: Oryzias melastigma (Indian medaka)
Lineage: Eukaryota; Metazoa; Chordata; Actinopteri; Beloniformes; Adrianichthyidae
Product: putative nuclease HARBI1
Exons: 4
Source: RefSeq, a predicted model, not a curated record